ACGUCACUGUAGUAGCUGUCCUCGCGGCGGCGGUGCUGAACAAGAUGGCUGCGCGUCGCGUUACCAGCAGCUGAAAACCAGCGCUAAUAAUCACGAAUCGCCUGAUUAACAGCAUUUUACACCGAGAGGGCGACACACAAACACACUCGGAUUUAAUUCACCGUAGACAUCGAAAGAAAAGCUGUUAUAUUUGUAUAUUUUUGGAGUAGUGUGCUGAAGUGGGGAGGUUACCCAACAGAAAAAAAUCUCAAUACAUCAAUAAGAGUUUAAUUUUGUGGACUAACGAACAGAUAAUAUUCGCGUGAGUGGUGAUUAUAUUUGUAGUGAGAGAUGUCACUGCUGUGUGUUGGAGUGAAGAAAGCCAAGCUCGAUGGACCGCAAGAAAAAUUCAACACGUACGUGUCACUAAAGGUUCAGAACGUCAAAAGCACCACCAUAGCCGUGCGAGGCAGUCAGCCAUGUUGGGAGCAAGACUUCAUGUUUGAAAUAAACAGGCUGGAUCUGGGCCUGACAGUGGAGGUAUGGAACAAAGGGCUGAUUUGGGACACCAUGGUUGGCACGUUGUGGAUCCCAUUGGACAGCAUACGACAGUCGAACGAGGAAGGUCCUGGCCAAUGGAUGACUUUAGACUCCCAGGUCAUCAUGGCGGAAAAUGAGAUCUGCGGCACCAAAGAUCCCACCUUCCAUCGUGUGCUUUUGGACACACGAUUCGAGCUCCCAUUAGAUAUACCAGAGGAGGAAGCUCGGUACUGGGCCAAGAAAUUAGAGCAGCUCAAUGCCAUGAGGGACCAAGAUUAUGCAUACCAGGAGGAGCAUGAGAGGCCACUUCCAGUGCCGACAACGCCGUGUUGUAACUGGAGUCUAUGGGGUGACCAGCAGAAUGAUGAUCCAGACAGUGCUGUAGACGAUCGAGACAGUGACUACCGCAGCGAAACCAGCAACAGCAUCCCUCCUCCAUAUUACACCACAUCCCAGCCCAACGCAUCCAUGCACCAGUACCCCAUCCGAAACAUGCAAAAUGGCUCGCGUUACAACGACAUAAAUGACUACGACUACGAUAACCAGAGGGCCAUUAGCCCAACCGGCAGCAGUCGUUAUGCCUCUUCAGGCGAGCUGAGCCGUGGCAGCUCCCAACUCAGUGAGGAGUUUGGCCCUGAGGAUGCUGAGAGCUUCCGGGGAUCCGGAGAGUUCUAUGACGAGAACGAUUCCUACCAUUCUUGCCAUUCCUCCGUUAGUUACGGUAAAGACUCAGCAGGCUGGGACCCUGACGAGCCACAGGGCGUCUACAGUGACGACGGAGAAUACAACAAAGAUGGAGGUGAGGAAGGCGCUAUCUACGAUGAAGAUGUUGAAAUCUACGAACAUGAGGGAGAGGAGUAUCCUUAUGAAGAGGAAGAAGAGGGCAUUGUGUAUGAAGAGGACGAAGACCUCUACCCACUGGAUGGAACCCUCAGUGAAGACCAUGAGCCACCCUACACCCCUACCCCAACCAACACGGCUCCAGCGUUGGCCCCUGAAGCCCCCACCAGCCGUCCACCACUGGAGAAACAGGCUUCCAUGCACCAGCAGCAGCCACCCCAAUCCCAACCACCAUUCCAGACUAUGGAGCAUAAAAAAGAACCUCCAGCCCAACAGCAGCCACAAGAUGUCUUCGCCAAGGUGCCCCGUACCUCAACCCCACCACGGGUCUCAGAGUUGGAAGCAGAGAAGGUCCCAACUCCUGCAGGCAAGCCGGUAAACCAUGCAGAAGAACCUAUUCCCAUCCCUGCAACGGAGGUCAAGCCUGAAGUUGAAGAGAAGAAAGAGGUUCCACCUGCAAGCGCACCCAAGCUGGAGCCACCAGUAGAUCCUGCAGUAAGGGCUAAAGGCAACUGGCUACGGCUCUAUAACAGAGUUCAGCUUCAGCUGCAGGAGGCUCGAGGCGAGACUCCGGGACUUGCGUCAUUAUUUUUGCAAGCCGGGCCUGGUGGUGCUCUCUACAGCAUAGACAGCAUGCCUGACCUACGCAAAAGAAAGGCCAUCCCUCUCGUACGAGAUCUGGCAAUGUCUCUUGUCCAAAACUCUCGAAAAGCAGGCAUCACUUCUGCUAUGGCCUCCAGCACCCUUAACAACGAAGAAUUGAAGAGUCACGUCUAUAAGAAGACCUUACAGGCUUUGAUAUACCCCAUCUCCUGUACCACCCCACAUAACUUUGAGGUGUGGACGGCCACCACACCCACCUACUGUUAUGAGUGUGAAGGGCUUCUGUGGGGCAUCGCUCGACAGGGCAUGCGCUGCACUGAGUGUGGUGUCAAAUGCCACGAAAAGUGUCAAGAUUUGCUCAAUGCCGACUGUCUACAGAGGGCAGCGGAGAAGAGCUCCAAACACGGAGCCGAGGAUCGCACGCAAAACAUCAUCAUGGUGUUGAAGGACCGCAUGAAGAUCAGAGAGCGAAACAAGCCUGAGAUCUUUGAGCUGAUUCAGGAAGUGUUCGCAGUUGUCAAGGCCACGCAUGUGGCCCACAUGAAGCAGGUCAAGCAAAGUGUUUUGGAUGGGACAUCUAAGUGGUCGGCAAAGAUUAGUAUUACAGUUUUAUGCGCUCAGGGCCUGCAGGCAAAAGACAAAACUGGCUCUAGCGACCCCUAUGUAACCGUGCAAGUGGGCAAGACCAAGAAACGAACCAAGACCAUCUACGGCAACCUCAAUCCUGUAUGGGACGAGAGCUUUAAUUUCGAGUGCCACAAUUCCUCCGAUCGGAUCAAGGUGCGCGUGUGGGACGAGGACGACGAUAUUAAGUCGAGAGUAAAGCAGAAGUUCAAACGAGAGUCGGAUGAUUUCCUGGGUCAGACCAUCAUUGAGGUGCGAACGCUGAGCGGUGAAAUGGACGUCUGGUACAAUCUAGACAAGCGAACAGACAAGUCGGCAGUGUCAGGAGCCAUUCGUAUGCACAUCAGCGUUGAGAUCAAAGGAGAAGAAACUGUUGCACCGUACCAUGUCCAGUACACUUGCUUACAUGAGAACCUUUUCCACUAUUUAACCGACAUCCUAAACACCGGGGUGGUAAAAAUACCAGACGCCAAAGGCGAUGACGCAUGGAAGGUUUAUUUUGAAGAGACGCCCCAGGAGAUCGUGGACGAGUUUGCGAUGCGUUACGGAGUGGAAUCCAUUUAUCAAGCCAUGACACACUUUGCAUGCUUGUCGUCAAAGUACAUGUGUCCUGGAGUUCCCGCUGUCAUGAGCACGCUACUGGCCAACAUCAACGCCUACUACGCGCACACGACCCAGGCCACCAACAAUGUGUCUGCCUCCGACCGCUUUGCUGCCUCCAACUUUGGGAAAGAGCGAUUUGUCAAGCUUCUUGAUCAACUCCACAACUCACUAAGGAUUGACCUCUCCAUGUACAGGAACAAUUUCCCAGCCAGCAGCCCUGAAAGGUUACAGGACCUCAAGUCCACCGUGGAUCUCCUCACCAGUAUCACGUUCUUCAGAAUGAAGGUCCAAGAGCUUCAGAGUCCUCCUCGUGCCAGCCAGGUAGUAAAGGAUUGUGUAAAAGCCUGCCUCAACUCCACCUAUGAGUACAUUUUCAACAACUGCCAUGAGCUGUAUAGUCGAGAGUACCAAACCGACCCGAACAAAAAAGGAGAGGUUCCUCCGGAAGAACAAGGUCCGAGCAUCAAGAAUCUCGACUUUUGGUCCAAACUAAUCACCCUCAUCGUAUCAAUCAUCGAAGAGGACAAAAACUCAUACACCCCUUGCCUUAACCAGUUUCCCCAGGAGCUCAAUGUUGGAAAGAUAAGUGCAGAAGUUAUGUGGAACCUGUUUGCCCAAGAUAUGAAGUAUGCUAUGGAGGAGCACGAAAAGAAUCGCCUGUGCAAGAGUGCCGAUUACAUGAACCUGCACUUCAAAGUCAAAUGGCUCUACAACGAAUACUGCAAAGAUCUGCCUUUUUUUAAGAGCCGAGUGCCUGAAUAUCCCACGUGGUUUGAACCGUUCGUCAUCCAGUGGCUGGACGAGAACGAAGAGGUUUCUCGAGACUUCUUGCAUGGUGCUCUGGAGCGAGACAAAAAAGAUGGGUAUCAGCAAACUUCAGAGCAUGCGCUCUUCUCAUGUUCGGUGGUGGAUGUCUUCUCGCAGCUUAACCAGAGCUUUGAGAUUAUUAAGAAGCUGGAGUGUCCUGACCCACAGAUCGUCGGACACUACAUGAAAAGAUUUGCCAAGACCAUCAGCAACGUUCUGCUCUCUUAUGCUGACAUUAUCUCCAGGGAUUUCCCCAACCAUUGCACCAAGGAGAAAGUGAAUGCAAAGGAUGGUGCUGUAAAGCCAUGCAUCCUCAUCAACAAUAUCCAACAACUCAGGGUACAGCUUGAGAAGAUGUUUGAGGCAAUGGGAGGUAAAGAUCUUAAUGUUGAAGCUAGUGACAUCUUAAAAGAGCUGCAGGUGAAGCUCAACAAUGUCCUGGAUGAUCUUGCAAGGAUCUUUGCAACCAGUUUCCAGCCAAAUAUCGAAGAAAACGUAAAGCAGAUGGGUGACAUACUUAGUCAGGUGAAGGGGACAGGAAACGUGCCGGCGAGCGCUUGCAGCAGCGUUGCACAGGAUGCCGACAAUGUCCUGCAGCCCAUCAUGGACUUCCUUGACAGCAACCUCACGCUGUUUGCUAAGAUUUGUGAGAAGACUGUUUUGAAGCGAGUGCUGAAGGAGCUUUGGAAGCUGGUCAUGAACACAAUGGAGAAGACUAUCGUAUUGCCACCACUGACCGACCAAACGGGCACUCAGCUCAUAUUUAAUGCUGCUAAAGAGCUCGGUCAGCUCUCCAAGCUUAAGGAGCACAUGGUUCGAGAGGAGGCCAAGGCACUGUCUCCUAAACAGUGUGCUGUGAUUGAAUUAGCACUGGAUACUAUAAAGCAAUAUUUCCAUGCUGGAGGUGUGGGACUGAAGAAGACGUUCCUGGAGAAGAGUCCAGACUUGCAGUCACUGCACUACGCUCUGUCCCUAUACACUCAGGCCACUGACAAACUCAUCAAGACCUUCGUUCAAUCCCAAAAUGCACAGGUUCAUGGAGGGAAGGGGGUAAGGUUCACCCAUAGUGAGGACGUGUACCCAGAAAAGGGCACUGGUGUUGAUGAUGCUGUUGGAGAGGUGUCCAUCCAUGUGGAGAUCUUUACUCAUCCCAACACUGGAGAGCACAAAGUCACAGUUAAAGUGGUUGCUGCGAAUGACUUGAGGUGGCAGACCUCCGGCAUUUUCCGUCCCUUUGUGGAAGUCUACAUUAUCGGCCCUCAUCUCAGCGAUAAGAAAAGAAAGUAUGCCACCAAGUCCAAGAACAACAGUUGGGCUCCCAAAUACAAUGAGACCUUUACAUUUACGUUGAGUAACGAGGUGGGUGCCGAAUGCUACGAGCUUCAGGUGUGCGUGAAAGAUUACUGCUUCGCGCGCGAAGACCGCACCGUCGGCAUGGCGGUGCUGCAGCUGAAAGACGUAGCGCCGCGGGGUAGCGUGGCGUGCUGGCUACCUCUAGGUAAACGUAUACACAUGGACGAAACCGGCCUGACCGUACUGCGGAUCCUCUCUCAGCGCAACAACGACGACGUGGCUAAAGAAUUCGUCAAGCUCAAAUCCGACCAGCGCUCUGCCGAAGAAGGGCGUAGCUAGAGCUAGAGAAUUUACGGUAUUUUGAUGUUCGGCAAAACCACUGCCCCCUAUUGUUCAGAUGUUGCACUAGCGCAUGGAAAAUACACGAUAGUGGAACGUCACUUAAUAACUAUUAAAACCAACCAUUUACAUAAUAAAGCAGUUAUAUAU
Misgurnus anguillicaudatus (oriental weatherfish) is the source of this 5778-nucleotide messenger RNA. NCBI's taxonomy places the organism in Eukaryota, Metazoa, Chordata, Actinopteri, Cypriniformes, Cobitidae. The record is from RefSeq and is a predicted model, not a curated record.